Messenger RNA from Linum tenue, 2331 nucleotides. NCBI's taxonomy places the organism in Eukaryota, Viridiplantae, Streptophyta, Magnoliopsida, Malpighiales, Linaceae. The record is from the annotation of a GenBank genome assembly.
UUUUUUUUCACUGGGAAGGGUAAACCAGAGGCGAGCGGGUUUCAAAAAUGGGCGUGGGAGGCAAGUUCUGGGACUUGCUCAAGCCCCUACGCCAGGUACGAAGACCCUGAUUUCCUGAGGGACAAAUGGGUCGCUGUCGAUCUUUCUUACUGGAUCGUCCAAAACGAGACCGCCAUCAAGACCUACGUCCUCAACCCUCACCUCCGCCUUACUUUCUUCCGGACCAUCAACCUGUUCUCUAAGUUUGGCGCUUUCCCGGUGUUUGUUGCCGACGGGACUCCUUCGCCGUUGAAGUCUCAGGCGAGGAUGGCCCGAUUCUUCAGGUGCUCGGGAAUUGAUGCUGCCCGUCGGCCGGUGGCUGAAGAAGGUGCCUCCGUGGAGAGAAACGGAGCGUUUUUGAAGUGUGUUCGGGAGUGCAUUGAAUUGAUUGAACUCUUUGGGAUGCCGGUUCUUCAGGCCAACGGUGAGGCUGAAGCGUUGUGUGCUCAGCUGAAUAGGGAGGGUCAUGUAGAUGCCUGUAUAACUGCUGAUAGUGAUGCUUUCCUCUUUGGUGCCCAGUGCGUGAUAAAGUCCAUCAAACCCAAUUCUAAAGAGCCAUUUGAAUGCUAUCGUAUGUCAGAUAUUGAAGUUGGUCUUGGGUUAAAGAGGGAACAUCUAAUAGCCAUUUCUCUCUUGGUUGGAAAUGACCAUGAUCUUAGUGGAGUUCAAGGGAUUGGCAUCGAUAAUGCUCUUCAGUUUGUUCAAAGUUUUGGUGAAGAAGAGAUCUUAGAUAAAUUGCGUGAGAUUGGCAGUGGGAAUACCCCUUUUCCUCAGGGUGGUCCAAAAGUUGUAGCCAGUCCCAUACUUCUUGCCGAUGACAGCUCACUAAAGUCAAGACCUGCUCACUGCUCAGUUUGUGGUCAUCCUGGCAGCAAGAGAGCACAUUCAAAGUCAUCUUGUGUUGAUUGUCAUCCCAGUGGUGGAGAUGGUUGCAUGAAAAAGCCAAAUGGAUUUAGGUGCAAUUGCACAUGUUGUGAUAGAGAGAGAGAGGCAAGACAGCUGAAAAGGCAUGAAAACUGGUACACGAAAGUUUGUGAGAAGAUUGCCAGGGAGCAGAAUUUCCCAAAUGAUGAAAUAAUGGAGAUGUAUUUGUGCAAUGAUAAUGGAAAGAUCACUGCAGAUGGUGGUUCCUGCAUUUCAUGGCAACACCCUGAAACUGACAUGUUGGUUGACCUUUUGGUGUUUCGACAGCAUUGGGAGCCCUCUUAUGUUAGACAGAGGUUACUUCCUAUGCUGUCCACCAUAUACCUGAGAGAAAUGGCACAACAGAGAGAGAAGUCCUUGUUGAAUGGGCAAUAUGAAUUUGAUUCAAUUCAGCGCACAAAGAUCAGGUACGGACAUGAAGCUUAUGUCGUGAAGUGGAGGAAAGGAGGAACCUUAAUUGGCAGUGGCCGCAAUUUGAAUCUUAUUGAUGAUAAAGAGCAAGAUAAGAUUGUGGAGAAUGUUGAUGAGAGUUUUGAUGGCUCAGAUCGAUGGGAAGAAACCGGGGUUCAUGUUGAUAAUGAGGGUCAGUUUGUGCUAACUGAUGAACAUAUGAAACUUGUCCGUGCUGCAUUUCCAGACGAAGUUAGUAUAUUCUUAUUGGAAAAGGAACUUAAAGAAUCCAAGAGAAAGCGAUCAAGAUCUGGAGGAGCUGGUAAUAAGUCGAGAAACCUGCAGUCAAGAGGCGUCCAACUUUCUAUUACUGAAUUUUAUCGAUCGAGCAAAGUGCAAGUCACUGAAGGAGCCUUUCAUUCUGAAACUCAAGACAAGGAAAUCAUGUGCACCUCGACAUCACCUCUUCCAAAGUCAGUUAGACGCCACCUUCUGUUCAAGUAGUACGUCAUUUGAUAUCAAAAGCUGUAAUGUAAAGCUGCUUUUAGCUUUUUAGUCUCAGAAUGACAUUUUUGAAUGUAGAUAAAGCUGAGAAUUAACAUUUCACCCGACUCUAGGGUAGCGUAGCUUAAGGGGCUUUUUGUGAGCAAUGGAGUAGAGUGGCCUCCUCCAUGGUGUAAAGUGUAGUUGUCCGUUUGUAAUUUAUAAAUAACAUUAGGUUUGGUCUACUACUGCAAUUUAAAGCCAUAUACUCAAUCACUACAUGUCUUUCUUUGGCAAUGGGCACUAUCUUUCUCCUUUAGUUCUUCUUCAACAGUGAAUAACAGAAGAUUAGCUCAUCAGAACUUGACUCUGGGCUAAACACUCACCAGUUAGUUAUGUUUGUUACAACUGCUAAGUUGGCCAAGGAGGCACUCCACAUCCUCCAGAACCAGGGCAAACAAGGUGAAAUUGAUCUUGUCCUUACCGAGUUGCACU